UCAAAACAAAACUUAUAGCAAUUUUUUAAUAACACUAAUUACUUACUACAUUUAUAAAUUCUUGAAAAAAGUCAACAAAUUUCAAAAUGCAGAAAACUAACAGUUUUAAGAGUUUUAUACCCGUAAAAAUCUAUCAAUCAGUCAGUGCUGUAUAUAUGACCUGCAUAUCUAAGAUGCCGCGGGAUUCUUUUAAGCCAAAGAUCGAUCACAGUUUGCUGAUCGAACAGGCCGUGGUCUCAGCUGUGGAUGAGACUCUGCGUCCCUUGGACUAUGAAAAACGGCAGCAAGAAGCCCGUGAGAUUCUUCUCAAGUCGCAGGAGAACCUAUUCGAAAAAAUGGACGUAAGUCAGAUAUCCUCGGAGAAGGAGGCUUUACUAACGGACGAUGAAGAUGAUGGUGAGAUUGGCAAUGAUCCAGUGCGUCUAAAGUCGCAGGUUUUACUCGAUGAGUAUCGAAAGCGGUAUGAAGAUACCUCCAAGACGGAUAUAACGGAUGUCCUACCCAUCAAGGAGAUAAGACAAUAUGCUUGGCUUGUACUCAGUCUUUUCUUACUGGCCUGUAGUGUCUUUGUGCUGGUCAAGUGCGGGAACCAUAACUAUUUCCUAUGACAAAUCAGAAAUCGUAUAUAUAUAUAUUGAAUCGUGGCGAAUGUGGCGAGCAAAACAGAACGGCAGAUCAAGUGAAUCAUAUAAAGAGCGGGAAAAUUGAGGAAACGGUGCCGCUUAUGUAAAGUAGAAUAUCCGCUGGCAGGCGAACGGAAGGCGAGGUGCGAAAACAAUAAAAGCGGACGGAAGUUGGACAGGGACGGAAACCGGCGACGGUUCCGUCGAUCUUUGGACUCUUUUUCCUAACCAAUGCCACAAUAAUAAUAGUUUACUAUAAACCAUA
Molecule: messenger RNA, 888 nt
Organism: Drosophila eugracilis
Lineage: Eukaryota; Metazoa; Arthropoda; Insecta; Diptera; Drosophilidae
Exons: 3
Coding region: 87-608 (173 amino acids)
Source: RefSeq, a predicted model, not a curated record